This is a messenger RNA of Camelina sativa (false flax), 1462 nucleotides long. RefSeq names its product serine/threonine-protein kinase-like protein ACR4. Gene Ontology annotation, cellular component: plasma membrane. Gene Ontology annotation, molecular function: protein kinase activity; ATP binding. The record is from RefSeq and is a predicted model, not a curated record. Gene Ontology annotation, biological process: protein phosphorylation. Lineage: Eukaryota; Viridiplantae; Streptophyta; Magnoliopsida; Brassicales; Brassicaceae.
AUUAUUUUUUUCUUGAAACCCAAAAUGGACAAAUCUGAAAAAAUCGCUUACAUUUCAGUUUUGUCUCUUCUCUCUUUUGCUCUUCUUCUUCUCAUCAUCUUCCUCUUCUUACUAUGCAGAAAAAGACCAAACCGGUCCGACGACGAGUCUCUUCUUCUUGAAGCCAAACCGGCCGGUCAAUCUUACCCUUUAACCGAAUUAGAUUCAGCAACCGACGGAUUUAACCAGAGACGAAUCAUCGGUUCCGGUCGGUUAGGAACGGUUUACGCUGGGAUAAUUCCGGAUCGUAAAAACCUCGUCGCGGUUAAACGAGUACAUCCCGGUUUGGUUUUGAGUAAACCGGGUUUCGGUUUCUCCGCGGUUUUGAAAACGCUUUCUUCUACGCAUCACCAAAACGUCGUCUCGAUCUUAGGGUUCUCAGAAGCUCCCGGAGAAAGAAUCGUCGUAACCGAGUUCAUCGGGGAGGGCAAAAGCUUGAGCGAUCACUUAAACGGAGACGAAUCAGCUGUUGAAUUUUGUUGGAAAACGCGUUUUAAAAUCGCGGCUGGGGCGGCGAGAGGAUUGGAGUAUUUGCACGUAAUCGCGAACCCUAGAAUCGUUCACGGUAGAUUCACGUCGUCGAAUAUACUGAUCGACGUGAAAUCUACGGCUAAGAUUUGCGAUUACGGAUUUGGGUUUUUGAUUCCGGUUGAAAAAUCUGGGAUUUUCGGAUACGUCGAAGAAGGGUAUUGCAAAGAGAGUGAUGUGUAUGGGUACGGCGUCGUUUUAUUGGAGAUUCUGAGUGGGAGAAGAAGUGAGAGUGGGUUGCUUGUGAAAUGGGCAACGCCAUUGAUCAAAGAACAGAGAUUUGGUGAGCUAUUAGAUCCGAGGAUCGUUGUUCAAAGUGAGGUUAAGGGUUUGGUAAUAAGAUUGGCCAAGGUUGCUUUGGCUUGUGUCGGGAACUCACGGAGGAGUCAGCCGUUGAUUUCUCAAGUGGCGGCGAUUUUGAAUAGUUUGGAGAGGGAAGGAGGGUGAUUUUGAUAAUUUUGAAACGUUUCGGGGUUUUAGAAACAAAUAUUGGAAAUUAAAAGGGGUAGAGUUGUUAUUAGUUGGACAUUAACGUAGAUGAUGUUUCUAUUGCCGUGUACAUUAGAUGACUUUUAUGUUUAGGAUUUGGACCAUUUGGUUUCUUAUGAGUUAAUUAAUAUCUUUAAUGAUGUUGUUGGGUGAUUUUUGAACAGUUCAAAAUGUUUUGGGGUUUUAUAGAGAAGAAUGGAAAACUUGAAGGGUUAUUAUAGAAAAUGCUAGUUUACGCUGUGUAUUUUUUUUAUAAUGAUUAUUUUUUUUCCUCGGUUUUAUGAUUGUUUUUAUCAAUAGUUUAUCAUUGAUUUAUAAACUCAGUUUCAUAUAAAUCACACGAUGAUGUUACUCUGAAGUCUGAAUCAGUAUGAUAAACUGUUGAUAUGAAUAAUUUUUGUAUUAA